Hippocampus comes (tiger tail seahorse) is the source of this 2102-nucleotide messenger RNA. RefSeq names its product chromobox homolog 8b (gene cbx8b). Bases 489 to 1529 code for a protein of 346 amino acids. Gene Ontology annotation, cellular component: chromatin; PRC1 complex. NCBI's taxonomy places the organism in Eukaryota, Metazoa, Chordata, Actinopteri, Syngnathiformes, Syngnathidae. The transcript has 5 exons. The record is from RefSeq and is a predicted model, not a curated record. Gene Ontology annotation, molecular function: chromatin binding. Gene Ontology annotation, biological process: negative regulation of transcription by RNA polymerase II.
AUAGAAAGCCUUUCAUGUCGUCCUAUGGUGCAGAUUUACGCGUUCUCUCGAUGCUGCGUGCUGAAAAUGUCUUUAUUUUCUUGGAGCUAAUUACUUCAAAUCAACAACACCCGUGGCAAACGUAGAAGCGACUGUUUUGAAAUCAUUGUAAUGAAAAAUGUUCCACAUCUUUGUCUUCUCUCUCCACAGCAAUUUGAAGUAAUAAGCCGAUGUCGGAGCAAGAAGGGAUCUCCCGGCCGCACUAAGCUCCACCCCUCACUUAGCAACCCGAUCACGUAGCAACGGCUGGGCCAAUGGGCGUCGUCGAAUUGGGUCCACCGACUGCGGUUCCUUAGCAACGAUGUAAAAAAUGCGCUGACGUCCAUUCUGUGCUCGGUAGUAUUAUGGUCUGUUGGGAAUUCAGAGUGGCAGAGGGACUGGGAGAAAAAAAACGUCUGCUUCGCUAACACUAGCAAGCUUAGCUAACGGUAGGUCGCACUGGAGUCAACAUGGAGCUGUCUGCCGUCGGGGAGAGGGUGUUCGCCGCCGAGUCUAUCAUCAAACGCAGAAUCAGGAAGGGUCGGCUCGAGUACCUUGUGAAAUGGAAGGGCUGGUCUCCUAAAUACAGCACAUGGGAACCGGAGGAAAAUAUUCUGGACUCCCGUCUGUUUGCGGCUUUCGAGCAGAGGGAGCGUGAAAGGGAACUCUUCGGACCCAAAAAGAGAGGACCCAAACCCAAGAAGCUUCUUCUCAAGGCCCAGGCCACCAAGUCUUAUGAAUUUAGGAACGAGACAAUGCGGGGGAUGCGCUUUAGCUACGCCACACGAGAGCCCGUUGUCACCCACAGGGCCAGAGAAGGCCUGAGAGCGGUUGUUCCCACAAUUUUCCCACCCAGCACUGUUAACCGGGGAGAAAGCGUAUUUGUCAGUCCACCAGAUUUGGCCCACGAGCAACAAGCGAACUCCGAAGAGCUGGUGCAUUUACCCAAAAAGAGAGGGCCGAAGCCAAAGCUCCGUUUCCAAGACAGCAUCCCAGCAGCCUACGAGCCCGACGAGAGGAGAGCAGAUGAACUGUCAAACCACAGCCCUCAAAAACUGAUGAAGCUGCAGAGUGGUGAAGAUAUGAAACUACUCAAAGUUUCCCAUCACAGAAGCCCAGAGUACCACGGUCACAGCCAUAAACACCAUCGGCACCACCGCCACCACCAUCAUCAUCAUUCACAAAACCGGCCAAUGACAGGCCGGGGAUCCCACAAGCAACUUUACGCAGAGAGCGACCUGCACUCACAAAGGGACACACACAGGACUAAAAACAGCUCAGGCCCCUCCAAGCACCAGCGUGGCCCCAGCCAGCUUGUCCCCACAGAAAAGCCUUACUUUUUGGACAAGCCAUCCCCAACCCGACUCGACGUCAACUUGGACGAGGUGACAUGGCGACCGUCUCUGUGCAGCGUGGAAAAGGUACUGGUGACAGAUGUCACCGCCAACUUCCUGACUGUCACUAUCAAGGAGAGCAGCACUUCAAAAGGUUUCUUUAAAGACAAGAGAUGAUGUGGACACACCAGACCUCAAUAUUAUGCAGAACAAGGGGCCAUGAAAAGAGAAAAUUGUGUUAAGAAAUCAGAGACAAACGUGCAUAUACAUAAAGUCUAUCAAACAGUGAAAUGAAGUCCUCUUCCAAUUAUGCACUGGUUACAUGCACGUUGCUUUUGUAAAAUGUGUACAUUUGACUAUCAAAAUAUAACAGCAUCUUAUGCUGGGAGAUACAGUGGGAAAUGUUUUCUGUUGAUGCAUCCAUUCAUUGAGUUGAAAUAUUUUGCUGUACAGUAAUUUGAAAUUAUUUGACAAAAGACUUAAAUUUAUUGGAGUUCUUUUGAAACUGUUCUUAAGCACUUUGUGUUAAAGUAUUAAUCCGUUUGUAUUUCUGUCAAAGUCCAACUUUGUUUCAAUUGUUCCAACAUUUCGAAAUGGAAGAUCAUCCUCGGGUUGUGUACAGGCAUAAAUGUUUUUUUUUUUUUUUUUACAUUAACAGCAUAUUUGAAUAGUAACAAAGAGCAGCGAGCUUUAAAGUGGGAAGGUAACACUUGGUGUCAAACUUUAAAUAAACGUUCUAACUUGUUUCAA